Plenodomus lingam JN3 is the source of this 162-nucleotide messenger RNA. NCBI's taxonomy places the organism in Eukaryota, Fungi, Ascomycota, Dothideomycetes, Pleosporales, Leptosphaeriaceae. The record is from RefSeq and is a predicted model, not a curated record.
AUGCCCAUGCCCAUGCCCAUGCACAUGCCCCUCUCCCCAUGUCCACAAUCCAAUCCAAUCCAAUCCACCUACCGUGCCCACGAAAAAAUCCACCCCAGGCCCUCGCGUUCCUAUCCCGCCCGGAGGCAGCCAAUUGCGGGGCGGGAAAAGAUGAGGCUGUAG